AUGCCGCACCCGCAAAAGGUGCCUUCGCUCACCGAGCAUCUCAGCCCUCGGGGCAGCAUCGACGUGGAGGCAGACAAGCACCCGACGACACACGACAGCUGGCAGGCCAUGCUCCGAUACGACGCAGCCCGGCGGCGGGAUUCCUCCACGUCCUAUGGCGGUGUCGGCCAGCACGUCGUGGGCUCUCCCGAGGUCCUUUCGCCCCGCAGUGAGGAGGAGCACCCGCAGCAGCAGCAGAGCAGUUCCGUCAUGAUGCGAAAGAUCUCCAAAGGACAAACGAGCCGCGCGAGCCUGCAUCUGGGCGACGAUCUGCCUCAUAUGCCCGAGCAGCUCCCUAGUGGCUUCAUUUCCCCGCCGCCUGUCUCAUCGCACUCGCCGCAACUAGCAGGAACAGGAGCAGGGGCGGGACCUGGUUCGCGGAGAGACUCGUUCAUGAGCGCAGGAGAGGCGACGCUUCGAUCAGCGCAAGCACCGAAAGUGAGCGGGAGCGCGCUAGACGACGCCGAAAAGACAGUGGACGACGAUGUGUACACCUCGCCGCCAGCCCUGUACCGGCAGUACACGCCGCCCGCGCUCAAGGGCAGCAAUGCCGUGCUCGUCGAUCGGGAGUUGGAGAGGCUGAGGGACAAAAAGGCAAAGGAGAUCAAGAUGAAGUGGCGCAUCAUCACGGGCUGCCUCAUGCUCUUGCUCUUUGGCUUCUCUGCCUACAUCCUCAUCGCAUACAUCCUCGCCUACCUCGCCCUCUCGCCCGCAAAUUGGUUCCUCUCCGAUGCACAGGACGGUACACAAACGAGUCCGGACCCGAUGCUGAGAUCGUUGGCGUUGGUCGGGGUGGCAGUACAGGCCCUCGCCGUCGCCGGCAUCGUUCUGUCAGGAUUCUACUUGCGCUUCUCGCGUCGACGGUCGUGCGGGACCUACACGGUCUGGAUCAUUGCCAUUCUCAGCACCACGCUCAAUGUUGCUCUCUCGGUGGCCAAUCUGUCCCUCAUCGCGCUCUGGCACAAAAAGUACUCAGAUACGCCCGAUGACCCCCUGGCAAAGACGCGCGACGUCUCGCAACGGUGCAACGGUGUAUGGGACAUGGACUUGCUCUGGUCCGCAGCAAAGGCCUCGCCCAUUGCGAAACCAACCGACGACGGAGCUGCGGCGUCGGCGUGCACCCACGAUGCUAGACGCACCCUACUCAUGUUCAUGAUCGCCGGUGGACUCCGGCUCGGCAUUCUUGUCUUUCUCUGCGCCGUGUGGAUGGCCUGCCUCGCCAGGUACAACCGCUCUUUGGCCAUCGUGGGCAUCGUCGAUCCCGACAUGAAAGAGAGCGCAGAGAUGCAGAAGCUGCUCAUGGAAGAGGGUGGCUAUUCCGGUCCUGAUCACCCAGUGAGCACCGUCGGUCGCAGCGGGGGCAAACACGAUGCGCUUCCUGCCAUGCCUAGCGAGCCGCGCGAUUCGCUGGUGGUGCCGGGCAGCUACGACUACGAAUACGACGACGAGAGGGUCACGCAUGCGUCGGAUGCUCAUCAUCAACCCAAAACAUACGGUGGUGGUGGCAGCGUCUAUGACGACGAGACACUGAGAGGCUCCCAAUCGCAUUUCCACUCCUCCCAGUCACGGAUGUCGCACGAGGCGCCGUCACUGCAGCAGUUUGCCUGGCAGCAGAACAAGGCCAGGGACCGUCACGACGAGGAAAUCUACACGUACGGCAACAUGCCACACCACCGACAUGAGCGCAGCGGAAGCGCUGGCGCGUGGUCGCAAGGUAUCCUUGACCGGCUGUGGACAGCCCUGUGGGGCGAAUCGUCUCCCGAGACCCACGGACCCCAGCAGGAGCAUAUGGGAGAUGAAAAGGGGACGCUGCUUGCUGCUCAGCAGCAGCAGCAGCAGCAGCAACAUCAGCAGCACCAGCGAGAAGACAGCCGUCUGGGAGUAGGUGGUUGGUUCCGGAGAGAACCCUCGGACAGCAACUGGCGAAUGCAAGGAAGCGAGACGGACGCGCGCGAUUGGAAGUUGAGGGAAGACUCCUCGCUGGACAUUCCCAACUACCAGCAGGAGGAGGCACACGCUUCUGCUCCGCCGCUCCCGCCCAAACAAGAGGAGGAACAGCGACACCAGAGGACAGCCUCGCAAGAGAAGAGGUCCCGAGAGGCUCGACACGCCGCGUCAUCGAGCCAGCGCCACGCCAACGGUGCGGCUGAACCAGGGGGUCUGACGUCCGGAAGCAGGAGUAGGUCCAACUCGAGGGAGAGGGCAGAACGGAGGCGGCGCGACCAGCAGGACCGCAUCGCCUUUCUGGCCUCGCUGGGCUACCAGUCCGGCGAAGGGGGCCAGACGACGCAGCAAGAGGCAAAUGCGCCACAGCAGCGCGUCGGAGACGACCUGCCUCCGAUGCCAAUGGCCAGAGGCACCGCUCAGCGUGAAGAGACGUCGCUGCACAAGGCUGCAGAUGGCGCUGGAGACGAAGACGACGACGAGGCCUUUUGGCGAGGGCCUGGCUCGUCUACCGCAGGCGAGAGCGAUCGCAACCUGCUCCAGCCCGUGAACCAGCCGGUGUUCGUCCGGACCCUUGGCAAGCUCGUCCGCAAGCUCAGUGCAAUCGAAAGCGUUGGAAGCGGCGAGGGCAGGAGGAGUGCGAGUGGAACAACAUCCCAGCACCACCACAGCGGCAAUCAUGCCUCAUCGUCCUCGUCGCACUACCGGAGCGGCAGCAGGGCGGGCCAGCGGAGCUUCGAGGGCGUCGCCAUGGCAGGCAGGGAGAUGGGCACCGUGAACGAGAAUGACUGGUGA
This is a messenger RNA of Acaromyces ingoldii, 2778 nucleotides long. RefSeq lists its product as hypothetical. Bases 1 to 2778 code for a protein of 925 amino acids. NCBI's taxonomy places the organism in Eukaryota, Fungi, Basidiomycota, Exobasidiomycetes, Exobasidiales, Cryptobasidiaceae. The transcript has a single exon. The record is from RefSeq and is a predicted model, not a curated record.